Salvelinus sp. IW2-2015 is the source of this 1053-nucleotide messenger RNA. RefSeq names its product E3 ubiquitin-protein ligase RNF5. Lineage: Eukaryota; Metazoa; Chordata; Actinopteri; Salmoniformes; Salmonidae. The record is from RefSeq and is a predicted model, not a curated record. Gene Ontology annotation, molecular function: ubiquitin-like protein conjugating enzyme binding; ubiquitin protein ligase activity; metal ion binding. Gene Ontology annotation, biological process: ubiquitin-dependent protein catabolic process. Gene Ontology annotation, cellular component: endoplasmic reticulum.
CCCCACCCACUCAGCCUGUUUUUAAAACUCUCUGGUAGUUAGCCACGGGAGAAAAAUCGAGUUUUCUUAUAUUUUUAGCAUAUAUUUCAGUCACAAACGUCUAUUUUACAAUGGGAAUCCGAAUGACUGAUCAGGACCUUUAAACUCCUCCCAGUUGUUUAUUUUUUUUACGGAAACGGGCGGGGUGGUGCACAGGUACGGUGAAAUCUCGAAGCUAGCUCUCGUCUGGCGGAGUUAUUACUUUUUCAGUAAACAAUUAUGGCGGCCGCGGAUCCCUGGUCCUCGAGUGACGACGGGCCCGCAAGUAGAGGAGGGUUCCCGGAUGGUGAGAACAGCAACGAGCGCGAUGGCCCGGGAGGAAGCGGCGGAGAGGCAGAACGCAAGUCAGAUCGGGCCACAUUCGAGUGCAACAUUUGUUUGGACACAGCAAGGGACGCUGUCAUCAGUUUGUGCGGGCACUUGUUCUGCUGGCCCUGCCUUCAUCAAUGGUUGGAGACGCGGCCCAGCCAACAGCAGUGUCCUGUGUGUAAAGCAGGCAUCAGCAGAGAGAAAGUCAUCCCCCUCUACGGCAGAGGAAGCUCCAGCCAAGAGGACCCCAGGUUGAAAACUCCGCCUCGUCCUCCGGGACAGAGAACAGAGCCAGAGAGCAGAGGGACCUUCCAGGGGUUUGGGGACAAUGGCUUCCACAUGUCCUUUGGGAUCGGUGCUUUCCCUUUCGGCUUCUUCACCACAGUCUUCAACACCAACGACCCCUACCACAGAGCAGACGCAUAUGCAGCCGAUCACCAAGGCAACGGCAACAACUGGCAGGACUCUCUCUUCCUGUUUGUGGCCAUCUUCUUCUUCUUCUGGCUGCUGAGUGUGUAAGGGAGAGGGAGGGAAAGGAAAGGUGCCCACACUCAUACACACGUCAAAACACCAGGAACGACSGACUUACUCAAUAGUGGCCGAGUGUCUGUGGGUUUUUGCUCUUCCUUUGUACUUGAUUGAUGGAUUAAGGUCACUAAUUAGGAAAUAACUCCCCUCACCUGCUGCCUAGGUCUUUAUUUAAAG